Molecule: messenger RNA, 4106 nt
Organism: Syngnathus acus (greater pipefish)
Lineage: Eukaryota; Metazoa; Chordata; Actinopteri; Syngnathiformes; Syngnathidae
Product: fibroblast growth factor 6-like
Exons: 4
Coding region: 1656-2252 (198 amino acids)
Biological process (GO): positive regulation of cell population proliferation; fibroblast growth factor receptor signaling pathway; positive regulation of protein phosphorylation
Cellular component (GO): cytoplasm
Molecular function (GO): growth factor activity; fibroblast growth factor receptor binding
Source: RefSeq, a predicted model, not a curated record
UAGGACUUGCUGCAUACGUCAUUUGGAUUUUCAAUGGCUCGCACACCUCGGCAAAAGAUCGUCUAAAACUUCGACAAUGAGUUUUUACGCGGAGCCGUUUGAAAGUCAUAGCAUUAGGUCACUUUUGACGUAGAGUUUUGGCGUGCUUACAACCGGCAAACAAAAGCUAAAAAGUUUAGCAACUAACGCGUUCGACGGCCUUAAUUUUCACCCAAACUCAUUUAUUUGACGUACGUGCUGAUAAAAUGUAUUUAGAACUGCAAAGCAGGCAGCGCGUGUAAAUAUUACUGUGAAAUGAUUUCGUAAUUUUCGCAACAAACGUGCGUCGCUGCCCGUGUCACUCGAGCAGACAGUUGCACCACACCUCCAGAAGGUGGCAGCAGCUCUCCGAAGGCGUCACAGAGAGGAUACCCGGCCGUCAACGUCACGCCCCCGCCGCCACCGCCACCGCCCACACUCGUGGUGCAAAUGACAACGCGCAGCUCGGCAGCCGCAUCGACCAGGCGCUCCAAAAAAGCGUCCACUCGGCUUCUCUUUUGCUGAAUCGGGCCUUUGGUGGCCUUUGGUGGCCUUUGGUAGCGCUGGCGAUGCGCAAAAUGAUGGAGACGAACAGAAAGCGUCGAUGUGGUUGCUAUGGCCACGGAACAAACGAUGACCCGCCGGGACUAUCCCUCACGGGACGGAGCCGUGCGCGUCUCACGUUACUUGCGCUCUGCUGGCGAUACGUCACAAGUGGAGCCUUGCCAUGCCAAAUAUUUGCCACAAACUUCCGGUCUAAAUCAAGCACUCGUGCAGGCGCACAGGACCCCCCCCCCCCCCCCCGUCCCCAAUUUGGUGUGCAGAGAUUCUAUCUGUGCCGGUGUCCCGUGUCACAGGAAGACGAGUGUGUGGAGUGGAGGUGCACGCCAAUGCAAAAGCCUUCACUCUUCCAGCCUCGCUGCAGGUCCCAAACGUUUCCAUUUGAUUGGCUGGCCACCAAAGGUAAACAAAUGGAAUAUAUGGGUGAGAAUCGGCCCAAAGCACGCGGCGGGUCCCUUAAGGCAGGAAUAAGUUCGUAAUGGAGUGGCGGCGCAGUGAUUCUUGCAGGUUGAGCACAGGUGCGUUUUAUUUUGAAAGUCAUACGAGGAAACUGUCCAUGUGUGUGCUUGCUUGCAGGCUCGGGCUGUGAAGGUGCAGGCAGCGCCCCCAUCGUGCUCAUUUCAAGUGUCUCUCUGGGACUCUUGGACACCCCCCCCCUUCCCCCACCUCCGCAUCCCCCACUCCUCUGUCUCUCUCUCUCGCUCUCUCCAUUUAUCUGUCCCUUCUUGUCCUCGUGCCAUCUCUCACUCGUGACUCAGUGUUUGGGGCGGAGUGGGGGUCUGCAGCAGUGAUGUCACGCCGCUGAGAGAUUAGAGCGUCGGGGCCAAGGUGAGUACACCGCGGAGUCCCUCCACUGGCCGGCCUUGCCCGCGGACGAGGCGGCGAAAGAUGCUCAUCGCCGGCGCUGCCACUCCAAGCUCGGACGCGCUCCCUCCCUCCCGCCGCUCGGAUCCCGGGCCAUGGCGCCUUGAGUCGCCUCCCCCACCACGCCAAAAGCCUGGGCCAUGCCGCAGGACAGGAAGUAGGACGAGCUGCGUUUCUAGGGCAGGUGUCCUCCGUGCGCCCCCUGCAGCUUCAUGGCGGCUGCGCAAAGGCGCCUCCGCCGCAGCGUGACGCUGCUGGCCGCGCUGGUACUCUGGACUUGCGCGUGGGGGGCGGUGGCCCCGAGCAGCGGCGGGGCCAACGGCACUGAGGUGGAGCGGCGCUGGGAGAUGCUUUUUGCGCGUUCCUACCUGGGCCUCGCCGGCGGGCGGGCGCAGCCCAGCUGGCAGAAUGACUACCUGCGCGGCAUCAAGCGGGUGCGCCGUCUCUACUGCAACGUGGGCAUCGGCUUCCACCUGCAGGUGCUCCCGGACGGACGCAUCGCCGGCUCGCACCUCGAGGACCCGCACAGUCUUCUCGAGAUCUCCAGCGUGGAGCGAGGAGUGGUCAGCCUGUUCGGCGUCAAGAGUGAGAUGUUUGUGGCCAUGAGCCGCAGGGGGAGGCUCUACGCUGCGAGGCUCUUUGGCGACGAGUGCAAGUUCAGGGAGACGCUGCUGGCCAACAACUACAACGCCUACGAGUCUUUUGUUUACAAGGGCUUCUACGUGGCCCUGAACCGGCAGGGGCGGCCGCGCCGAGGCGACAGGGCCACCACCUCCGCCACCGGCACCCACUUCCUCCCUCGGUUGUGACCGAUGCUGCUGGCGUUUGCACAUGCAGAUAUUUCCCCCCCCCCCCCUCCCAGGUAACGCCAAUGAACUUUGCAAAUGUGAGUCUGUUAGUGUAUCAAAGUAUAUUUGGAGAGCUGUCUUUCUAUAUGCGCUGCUUUCGGGGCCUUUGCAACUCUCACUCGGUGCUUGCUGCGCAACACUAUAUGGACACGCCUCUUGAUCAUUCUGUCCGACUUUGGUGACAGAGCACAAAACCUGACAGCAUGCUUCGAUGAAUUAGCUUUGGGCACAGGACACACAUCUGCAAUUCUUCCAAAAGUCACAAAGUGGUGCCUUGAGAUAUGACUUUGCUUAAUCUUUACAACCAAUCAUGAGAAUUACAAAUAGUGUAUUUAGAAUGAGCUGUAAAUGCGCUUUGCUAAAUGCUGUUAGUGACAAUGCAAAAAGCCAAAGAUGGGUGACGCAAUAAUGGAACUUUUCCCACAAAAUGUGACGAUUGUAGCUUACUGAGAAUCUGUGACAGUCUGUGUCAUUGCUACUGCCCCCUGGUGGCCAAGGUACACACAUCAGAAGACACAGCCCAAUGUCCAUAAACUGGCAAAAAGCAUACUUGUUAUUGAUGAUUUGUAUUUAUUAAUAGUUCAACAUUGUAUAUAAUAAUAUGAUUUAGUGCACGUUUUGAUCAAGUACAAUAUCAUAGCAUGCUUGAAGAGUGUUUUACAUUGCAAGCGUGGUCUUGGAACAAAUUCAACUUGUAUCUCAAGGCACCGCGUGCAGUCCAUAUAGUGUAUGUCGCUGAGACUGAAGAAGAGUGAUUCAGCUUAAAAUUCAAAGCAGCAAGUUCUGGAUGAAGGAUGCACGGAACAAAUUUGCGUGUGCGUGCGUGACAGAAUUUAAAUGCACUACUUUUGCUGUACGAUUUAAAAAGGUGCCUUGGUGCUCCCACUCGAGGCCCCCCCCCCCCCCUUCAACUUGCAUGUAAAGAGACACCGGGGUGAGGCAAAAAAUAGGAAUGACGAUCUGCUGCGGGCCUCAAGGAAGGGAGGGAGGGAGGGGUGGGGGUCCGUCUUUCUGAUGUAAUUAGCCCAGGCGGCCGCUCCGCCAACGCGGAAUGACGACCGGAGGUUGUGGGACCUCCAAAGUCCAACACAAUCUUUGAUGCUAGUUAUCCCCAAAGAGACACAAUGCAAUUGGAAAAUGUGGCCUCCAUGUUUGUGUUGGUGUGGUUCCUUGGCCUUCCCCCCAAUAUGUGCAGUAGCAGCCAGCAGUAAAAGACAAUGCGAAAACAAAUGCUCGUGUUGUCAACCCCCCCUCCCGGCUUUGCCCUUCGCUCAAUUCUAUCUGCAACAAACUUGUCCUUAGCCAAGCGCCAUUGCCCUUCUAUUUAUUCCCUUCCUGUUUGGGCGGCAAGCUACUUGGGUGUCAGUUUAUUGCACACCCUGCUGUUUGCCCCUGAAUGACUUAUGCCUCAAAUUCCACAUGCUCAACGUAUAGGGUGAAAAGCAUUUGUCCAACCUGUCUAAUGAGAGCACCUCUUUUGACCUCUAGCUCUCCCCCCCCCCAGCCCUUCUAUCUCUAACUUAUUGACUGCAUAAUCGGAAAAAAAGAACCUGUCCUCAAUAAAAGCAUCUUGAUCUAAAAGAGCGAAGUUUGCCAAUCCAAAUUCUUCCUCAUCAGCUGAAUGUCGACUGUCAUGUUUGCAUGAGCGCCUUCACCUGCUGCCUUAGUUUGAGUGUGGCUAAAAAGAAGGACAGAAAAGAAAAAAGAUUGACUGCUGCGAAAGCAAAGAGAGUUGGAGUCUUUAUUUUUGUAUGUAUGUGCUGUGCACAGCAGUCCACUGUAUUCCUCAGAUAAUAAAAACUUUGGAAGAACUCA